UGCUGCACUGACGCACAGAGGGACUAGUGAAUCCACCAGACUGCUGUCACGCUUUUCUCACGGGGUUACGUUUUUUUGACUUGCAAUCAUGAUUCCAGAGGAAAGCUUUGUGUCCAUCGAGAACAGGAUGCAGUCUGUAGGUCUGGCUCUGGAGGAGUUGCUGGUGACGGCUCAGAAACAAGACUGCCUGACCGUUGGCAUUUAUGAAUCAGCUAAACUUCUUAAUGCAGACCCGGACAGUGUGGUCCUGUGUGUUCUGGCAGCUGACGAUGUAGACGAUGUGGCGCUGCAGAUCCACUUUACCCUGCUACAGUCCUUCUGCUGUGACAGCAGCAUUACCAUCCUGCGAGUCUUAGGAGUUCAGCGGCUCCAGCAGCUGCUGGGUGCUGUGGAUGCCAGAAACGAGGAAGAGCACGGAGACCUCCACUGCAUGCUGGUUACGAACCCCCAGGCCGACCACUGCAGGCUACAGGAGGUGGGGACCUACUGCCAGGAGAGUCGACGCCUUGACCAGUGGGUACCUGAACUGGCUCUGCAAGAACGCUGAAGGGUCUGGCACCCGCAUACACCAGCGAAGACUGGAGCUUUCUGGGUUCAGGUGCUAAUGAACUGAGGGAUCCGUUGUUGCUCAUGCAGGAAUGGCCUGGAGUGAACUGGGACGGGCUAUCCUGACUGAUAAGCAGGAACCAAGUACUUCCUUUCAGCAACUAGUGAAACAACCAGAGUGGAGACCGGUUUACAAAAUCUGCAUUGUGCAGGAGAUGCAAACAGAAAAGCAGAUUCACAUCCAGGACACAUUGUUUUUUUACAUUGUCUGUAAAACUAAAUCAAAGCUUCUAUUUUCUUCUUCUGUUUGGCUGCUUGCAAUGUUCAUGGGGGUGUGACAAUCAAUAACAGGAGUAGCAGCAUCAAAAUAAAUGUGUCCGCACCUCAACUUAUACCUGGAAGACCUGUGUUGUUUGUAAGGACAGGACAGUACAGGAAUGCUGUAAUGAAACUAUGCCCAGCAUUCCUGUGUAUUCUGACAUGGGAGAGCCCUUGGAGAGAAGGUGUGUGUGAAUGUGUGGUAUGCUUGUACAAUACUUGACUCUUUCUUUAGAAAUGACUGGGCGUGCAGCAUGUGCGUUCUUCAAAUGAGCAGCUGAACCUGCGUAGGAAUCGUCACCAUGGAAACUGAAAUAGAAAUGAUGUUCAUGUUAAAGUCACACAGGAUUUAUUGGCAAUUCAGGACUACAAAAUGUCAAUGCAUAUUUCUUUUAUUGUCGACGGAGAAUACUGAACUGAUGAAAAACAUCUGCUGUAAAUUGUCAUUUUGCUGCAAAAGAAACCGUAGUCGAUAUCUUUGUGCUUUCAGGAUGCUGCUUUGUUUAGACGCUGUUAAUAUAAUAUGAACGGUGCUACACUAGUAAUUUAUUGAUUGUAUCCAUUGUGCGUUUGGCUAUUUAAGGUCUAAUUGUGUGCUCUGUUAUCUAAGUCAAUAAAUUAUUGUAUUCAUAA
Molecule: messenger RNA, 1497 nt
Organism: Anarrhichthys ocellatus (wolf-eel)
Lineage: Eukaryota; Metazoa; Chordata; Actinopteri; Perciformes; Anarhichadidae
Product: growth arrest and DNA damage-inducible protein GADD45 beta-like
Exons: 4
Coding region: 89-547 (152 amino acids)
Biological process (GO): regulation of cell cycle
Cellular component (GO): cytoplasm; nucleus
Source: RefSeq, a predicted model, not a curated record